CAUAUAAAAGGCUAGUCUGUCAGGGACUAACCCUUCCCGUUGCCAUCAGAGGAGGGGGUAACAGAACAUUUGUCAUUAUGUCUAGGCUCAUAUUUUUGGCACUGUUGGCCUUCGUGAGAGGUGAUAACGUCGUCCGUGUAAACUUUCACGAGGACUGUGAAGGUCACGUCAAUGACCUUAUUCAGCUGAAUCUGGCUGCAACCUUCCAAUACAUAGCUAAGGCAUUUCACUUCAGAGAGUACGACUCUGAGUAUGCGGGCAUGGCCGCCAUGUUCCAUGCACACGCCAGAGAAAAGCUGAAUGACGCUAAGCACUUGAUGAAAUACCUUAUCCAUCGCGGAGCGGAAGUUCAUUGGGAAGAUAUUCCUAAACCCCCCAAUACAAACUGGUCUCAUCCAUCCGUAGUGAUGACACAGGCUUUAGAGAUCGAAAAGAACAUGCUGAACAAGAUCAUCGCUACCCACACCUGUGCGCAGGAACACAAUGACCCGGAUCUCAUGCACGACAUGGCUAACCGUAUGAUCAUAGAAGAGGAGAACACAAUCUUUGAACUCGGAUCUUACAUCUCACAUUUGGCCCACGAUGGAGCCGAGGAUACAGUCGUCUUACCACACCUUAGUGAAAAGCUGUUCUUGAAAUACAAGGGUUACAAGGAUUGCUUCCAUGCAGUUGAACCCGACGAGUAUCAUAACCAUCCCCAUGAUUACUGACAUGGCUAUUUCGGGCAUCAUGAUGACAAACACGAUGUUUAGAAUGCUAUAGCGUUAAGUGUAAAAAAAAAAAGUGGUCUCUGUCCAAGGUCAGUGUGACGUGGGCAAAUGUUCUAAGUAUCCGAAUCUCAGGGUGGCAAACUUGUGUGGGUUGGGUUCAUACUUGUGUUGUGAGCCACUGUUUGGAUUCCAGGAAAAGAAAUAAAUGUA
This is a messenger RNA of Liolophura sinensis, 920 nucleotides long. Its product is annotated as ferritin, heavy subunit-like. Lineage: Eukaryota; Metazoa; Mollusca; Polyplacophora; Chitonida; Chitonidae. Gene Ontology annotation, molecular function: ferrous iron binding; ferric iron binding. Gene Ontology annotation, biological process: iron ion transport; intracellular iron ion homeostasis. Gene Ontology annotation, cellular component: cytoplasm. The coding region runs from base 78 to 710 and encodes 210 amino acids. The record is from RefSeq and is a predicted model, not a curated record. The transcript has 5 exons.